This is a messenger RNA of Alosa alosa (allis shad), 5235 nucleotides long. Its product is annotated as bromodomain-containing protein 1-like. Gene Ontology annotation, biological process: regulation of transcription by RNA polymerase II. The record is from RefSeq and is a predicted model, not a curated record. The coding region runs from base 432 to 3830 and encodes 1132 amino acids. Gene Ontology annotation, molecular function: protein binding. NCBI's taxonomy places the organism in Eukaryota, Metazoa, Chordata, Actinopteri, Clupeiformes, Clupeidae. Gene Ontology annotation, cellular component: MOZ/MORF histone acetyltransferase complex. The transcript is spliced from 12 exons.
ACUGUGGUAUAAUAUAAUAUUUCUGACCCGGAAAUCUAACCAAAGCACGAUUCAGGUCACCUGAUCAACACAGCCGCAUUGUGUUGUUUUGAGGAAAAAUUGCUAGCUACUAGCGAGUCAGCCUGCCUGCUAGCAGAAGCUGCUGCUAAUAGUAUUAUUUCACAGAGAAUACCACCGUUAAUUGUUUGUUUUGAUGAAAAAUCAAAGUUCAGAUACGGAAUUUAAUUAGAAUCUCAAAGGUUGUCUUGGAUACUCCAUUGUAUCCUUCAAAUUUUUGCCUCAAAGCACGAGCGGCUCCCGUUGGAUGCGACGAUUCAGAAGGAAAUCACUGCUGUUUUGGAGGCCUUAGCUACAUUAGAGUAGCUAGCUUAGCCUGCUUCAGCCAUUCGAGCGGAAGGUCUCGAAGUACUAAGAUCUCUCAGGUGCUAAAAAUGAAGAAAAAGACUCGACACCAUAGAAUUUCUCAGCAGAGGCCACCAUCACCCAUCAAACCGUCUCGCAAUCGGGAAACUCUGACAUAUGCACAGGCUCAACGCAUGGUGGAGCUGGAAGUUGAUGGCAGAGUGCACAGGAUCAGCAUCUAUGACAAGCUUGACGUGCUUAAUGAUGAUGACCCCGUAGCACAAGAGAUCAACGAGUGUAACAGCAACAAGGAAAACAGCGAGAAGCCACAGCAGGUCUUGGUGCGCUCUGCACGCCUUAAAAUCAACCAGGAGAAAAAGACCGCUGCCUUGACUAGUGCACAGGGUGCAACUGUGCAGGGAAAUGCAUUGCCUGAACCGAAGAUUCGCACUGUGGAAUACAAUCUCCCACUGGUUCCCCGAAGGCCAUCCAACUACUACACCUAUGUGGAGAAGACCUCAGAAGAGCUGGAUGAGGAGGUUGAGUAUGACAUGGAUGAGGAGGACUAUGCCUGGUUAGAGCUGGUAAAUGAAAAGAGGAGGGGUGAGGGCUUCAGCCCAGUCUCCCAAAAUGUCUUUGAGUUCCUCAUGGACCGUUUUGAGAAGGAGUCCUUCUUUGAGACCCAGGGAAAAGUUGAUCCUCAGUCACUGAUCGAUGAGGAUGCCGUUUGCUGCAUUUGCAUGGAUGGUGAAUGUCAAAACAGCAAUGUUAUUCUCUUCUGUGACAUGUGCAAUUUGGCAGUACACCAGGAAUGCUAUGGCGUGCCCUAUAUUCCUGAAGGCCAGUGGCUUUGCCGCCACUGUAUGCAAUCACCCUCCCAGGCCGGUGAGUGUGUCUUCUGCCCCAACAAAGGUGGUGCCCUCAAGAAGACGGAUGAUGACCGCUGGGGUCACGUGGUGUGUGCUCUGUGGUUGCCCGAGGUUGGGUUCACCAACACGGUCUUCAUCGAGCCCAUCGAUGGUGUCGCCAACAUCCCACCAGCCCGCUGGAAAUUGACGUGCUAUCUCUGCAAAGAGAAGAGUGUGGGAGCUUGUAUUCAGUGUCACAGAGCCAACUGUUACACUGCCUUCCAUGUGAGCUGUGCCCAGAAGGCUGGCCUGUACAUGAAAAUGGAGCUGGUUAAAGAGGAGACCAAGGAGGGCUCUUCUGCUUUCUCAGUGAAGAAGACGGCUUUCUGCGGAACACACACACCAAAUGGUUGCACCAGGAGGCCGCUUGGCAUUUAUGAUGAGGCAUCGUCCAAAAAUGACCUCAAGGAUGAUCUUAAAGGUACAAGGAAAUUGAAACGUGUGCAAAAGAAGAUCAAGAAAACUGUGCCUGAACCUGCAGCAGUUGUCCCAUCUGUUUCUGUGCCUAGUAUAACUCAAACAAGCUUCAACACAAUCUUAAAUCAAGUUUCAGUGCAGAGGAAGAGGUUGUUUGUGGAGUGUGUGCUCAGUUACUGGGUGCUGAAGAGACAAGCGCGGAAUGGUGUGCCCCUUAUUAGGCGGCUCCACACAACCAUACUGCCUGAGAAACCCCCUGAGCCACAGGAGCAUGAGGAGAAGGAUUGCCACAGCCGGAAAGAGCAGCUGAAGGAAUGGCACCGCUUGCGCCAUGACCUGGAACGUGCUCGCUUACUGCUGGAGCUGAUCCGCAAGAGGGAAAAACUCAAGAGAGAGGAGAUGAAGAUCCAGCAGUCUGUGCUUGAGAUGCAGCUCACUCCAUUCACCAUUCUGCUGAGAGCGGCUCUGGAGCAGCUCAAAGACAAGGACCAGACUAAGAUCUUUGCUCAGCCUGUCAGUGUCAAAGAGGUUCCAGAUUAUUUGGAUGUCAUCAAACACCCAAUGGACUUCUCUACAAUGAGGAAACGUAUAGACGCUCAUGGUUAUAGAAACCUUGAUGAGUUUGAAGAGGAUUUCAACCUCAUCAUUGCUAACUGCAUGAAAUACAAUGCCAAGGACACAUUCUUCCACCGUGCUGCUAUACGUAUACGGGACCAUGGUGGUGUGAUCCUCAGGAAAGCCCGUCGAGAUGCCGAGAGGAUUGGCUUUGACUUCCCCAGCGGAUUGCAUCUACCUGAGCCGCCCAAGCUGGAGCCAACACCCACCUUCUCUUGGGAGGAUGUUGACCGCCUGUUGAAUCCAGUGAGCCGCAAACACAUGUCUCUGGAGGAGCAACUGAAACAGCUACUGGACCACCUGGACCUGCUGAGCAGCAUGAAGUCCAGCCCAUCACGAAACAAACGGCUCAAGCUGCUCAAGAAAACCAUCAAUGAUGUUCGCAAUGAGAUGAGCAUGAGCAGCCAGUGUCCUCCCCCUGACAACAUAAAACCUGUGGAGCAGUUAAAGGAUCUUCCUGCUGAACCAGUCACACAGGAAAAGGAAGACCAGUCUUUAGCUCCCAAACUGGAGUCACCUGACCGCUUACCUCAAAUUGAGAUCUCAGUGAGUGAACCAGAACCCCCAACAGUAAAUCAAGUGGAGGCCACUCCUGAUGAGAGUUCAAAGCCAGACACACUGGACGGAGAAGAUACCUCAGUGGCCAGUGGGGACAGCCCAGACCUGCUGUUGCCCACCAGCAAUCUGAGGUUAGUUGCCACCUCCACGCUUGCUGAGCCUUCCACUACUGUCAACCGCCGGACUGCUGUCCUCUUCCGCAAAUCUAAGAGCGUUAGCCCACAGAAGCCACCGAAGAGCCCAAUCCGAGGCCCUCAGCUGGGCACCACUACCUUCCUGUCCGUGGUCAUCCCCAGGCUAGAGACCCUCCUCCAGCCCAGGAAGAGAACCCACAGUGCCAGUAGUGAUGGUCUGGCUGACGACGAGGAGUCUCCCAUCAAACGCUUGGACACAGGUCUGUAUAAUGGCUUUGUCAUCAAGCAGGAGCUGGGGGUCACUAGGUCACUGGAGCCUCGCCGUCGCUGUGUCUCGGAGUCCAGCAUAUCGUCCAAUAGCAGCGCGCACAGCACAGCAAGUACCAACAGUGCACCCAAAAGUGGACGAGAGAAGCCAGCGUUGGCGCGGAGAAACACUGUUGAUGAUAAAAAAGAUUUAAUUUCAUCCAUGGAAACUGAAACCAAAGCUAAUGGUUCAAUAGAUCACCGGUUCCAGGAUGCUCCAUGUGUCCGAGCUCCAUCCCAGCGGCGCGCGCAUCACGGUGGCCCCGGGCGGGCGGGGGGUCGGAGGAGAGGCCGUGCAGGUCCACGGAGAAACGCUCCCCCGCCCGCUCCUCCGGCAGCAAACCCAGCUGGAUCUCUCAGGCAUCCAACUCCCAGCAGCCCAGGACUAGUGGCCCGGAGGCCAGGCCAGGCGCGGGGGUUAGGCAUCUUGAAUGGUUUCACUCUGAUCCGCUGGGAAUCAGCUGGACAGUCCCCCCUCUCAUGUGCUGCAAAGGCUGCUGCAAACCCCUCUGCCAUCAUGACAUGCACUCCCACCAUCACCCCGCAGUAGCUGAGUAUUUAACUAAUCUGUAAAUAGUCUACCAACACUAAUUUAUUUUCCUCAUUGCUGGUACUCAGUGUGACCUCUCUUUUAGUAUGUAUACUGUACACAAAUGUGAGUCCCUCACAUCAAUGUGGUGUGUCUUUACUGGUGCUACGACCUGUGCAAUGUUUUGGCCACAAAUGCAUAACUCUACUAGGGCUAACUAAUGGAGUGUUUCUCAGUGUAUUUCCCAUUACUUUAAGUUAUUACAACAGAAGCAAGUUGGCAUUAGCAACUGGCAUUACAGUUACUUUUCUUUUCCAUGAUGCAAGAUUUGUUUGUGCAGCUAAAAGUGUGUGUGUGUUUGUGUGUGUGUGUGUUUGUUUGUGUGUGUGUGUUUGCUUGUGUGUGUGUGUUUGUUUGUGUGUUUGUGUGUGUGUGUGUUUGUGUGUUUGUUUUAUCACUCUUAUGGUCAUGACUUUUUAAGGUGUUUAACUUUUUGUUAUAUAAAUACUAAUCACCACUAUAGUUAUAAAAUUAAGCAAGAGUGCAUCUUUCACAAGUAGCCAUUUUUUUUUUUUUUUUUUUUUUUGAAUUUCCUUCCAUGUCUGGACACCAUGCUAGACCACCCGACAUUAAGGCUACCUAAGUAAAUAGGCUAGAUUUACCAGACCUGAUCUACAAAAACAACGUUCCACAGUGGCCUACUUCCCAAAUGUUUGUAUUUAUCUAGAUAUAUAAAUAUAUAUGUCAAAAUCUGUGUAGUUUUUCCAUAAUGAGUAUCUUUUUACUGAAUUUUUAAUUUUCAGGGAUGUGUACAUUUAAUUGUAGGAUAAUAUACCUGAGACAAAAAACAUUGAAAAUAGUAUAUGUACGGUUUAUUAUUGAGAGAAUGAUGGCACCUCCUGUGAUGUGGAUGCUAGUCACUGCUCUGUUGUUUUAUACUGAUCUGGACGCUUGAACUUUGGAAAUCUGUAACUUUCUGCAUCAAGAUAGCAAUCUUGACAUGCAAUGGGUAUACUUUCAAAUACAUUUUGUACAAAAAUGCCUUGUAUAGACUUUGUGUGUGUUUUUUUUUUUUUUUUUUUAAUCCGUCUGAUUGAAAAUAAGAUGAUACUGUUCUGCAAUGGAGUGCAAGGAGAGUUAUUUGCUGGUGUGGUUAAGGGUUGAAUGUUAUUUUCUUGACCUUCUCAGAUGUCCUUUGUAGCUAGUAGGUCACUUAGAGAUUUACUAAGCUUAUGUUGUUACCCUCUGUUGUGCCAUGUGUUUGGGGACAUAACAGCUGCUCAUCCGGACAUAAAACUCCUCCUGAACCCAUAUUGGAAAGCCACUUCACACUCACUUCAUGCAGUCCCUGUGGCUGUCUUGCAGGGCAUUCAUAACAAUGCAUAAUUUUCCACACACUGUCUGAUUAAAGUAUGAUUUAACUGUA